AUGGCUACUUCCACCGUGGUAGAUGUCGAAUAUUGCGUCGGGCAUGAGUUGACUCAACUUGGCCCCAGUAAACCGGACGGUCCUAGCAGCCACAAUGAGCCAUUGGGCGAGCCGGCAGACCGCCCAGCAGGACGGAGCUUGAACUCACAGACCGACAUUGGACAACAAGACGAGUAUCCGACGGGUGCCAAACUAUGGCUCAUCCUUCUGUCCGUGAGCGGGGUUCUCGUUCUCACGAGCAUAGACAUGAAUAUCGUCGCCACGGCCGUUCCCAGCAUCACUGACCAUUUCCACACCGUUACUGACGUGGGCUGGUAUUCGUCUGCGUUCCGGCUUUGCCUCUGCGCCUUUCAGUUCAUGUUUGGCAAGGCGUACACUUUGUUUUCCGUCAAGUAUCUGUUCCUGAUCGCCAACAUCAUCUCCAUAGUGGGCUCCUUGUUCUGCGGGACUGCCACAUCUUCGAACAUGCUCAUCAUGGGGAGGGCUGUGGCCGGGUUGGGCUCGGCCGGCAUAUUUUCUGGGUGUUUUGUCAUCUUGGUGCAGUCGCUUCCUCUUCACCGGCGACCGCUGUUCGUCGCUGCUGCCUCGAGCAGCCUCAAACAGUACUAG
Molecule: messenger RNA, 609 nt
Organism: Clonostachys rhizophaga
Lineage: Eukaryota; Fungi; Ascomycota; Sordariomycetes; Hypocreales; Bionectriaceae
Source: the annotation of a GenBank genome assembly